CUUUGGAGCCACCAUGUUGACGCGGCUCUUCAGCGAGCCCAGCCUGCUGCCGGAGGUGCAGAAGUUCUCCGCUUGGGCCGAGGCCUGCGAGGAGGAGGAGGAGGACGAGGAGGACGAGGCCAGCGACAAGGAGGAGGAGGAGGAGCAGCAGCAGCGGAAGGCCAAGGAUGACCGCGACGGAGGAGGAGGCGAAGAGGUCAAAGAGGAGGGCGAGCUGGGCGGCGAGGAGGAGGAAGAGGAGGAGGAGGAGGAAGGCCUGGAGGGCGGCGGCGACCGUCCCAAGAAGCGGGGCCCCAAGAAGCGCAAGAUGACCAAGGCCCGGCUGGAGCGCUCCAAGCUGCGGCGCCAGAAGGCCAACGCCCGGGAGCGGAACCGCAUGCACGACCUCAACGCCGCCCUGGACAACCUGCGCAAAGUGGUCCCUUGCUACUCCAAGACGCAGAAGCUCUCCAAGAUCGAGACCCUCCGCCUGGCCAAGAACUACAUCUGGGCGCUGUCGGAGAUCUUGCGCUCGGGCAAGCGGCCGGACUUGGUCUCCUACGUGCAGACGCUGUGCAAGGGCCUCUCCCAGCCCACCACCAACUUGGUGGCCGGCUGCCUCCAGCUCAACUCGAGGAACUUCCUCACCGAACCGGGGCCCGACGGGGGCGGCAGGUACCACCCGGGGGCCGGCUCGCCCUUCGCCCUCCACCACCACCACCACCCCUACCCUUCCUACCCCUGCUCCAGGCAGGGCGGCGGCGGCGGAGCCGGGUCGGGGCCCCUGGCCCUCCGGGGCCACUAUUGUGCCGCGGCAGCCGCCGCUACUUACGAGUCCCUCUAUGCCGGGAACGCCUCGCCGGACUACAACAGCUCCGAGUACGACGGGCCCCUCAGCCCCCCGCUCUGCGUCAACGGGAACUUCUCGCUCAAGCCGGACUCGUCCCCCGACCACGAGAAAAACUAUCACUACUCUAUGCACUACUCCGCCUUGCCCGGAUCCCGGCCCUCCGCCGGCCACAACUUGGUCUUCGGCUCGGCCGCCGGCAUGCGGAGCGGGGUCCACGCCGAGAACGUGUUGCCUUACGAGAUGCACCUCCACCACGACCGGGGACCCAUGUACGAGGAGCUCAACGCCUUCUUCCACAACUGACAGGCCCCCCGCCCCCCUCUUCUGGCCGCCUCCCUCCCGACCCCAGGUUUUUUUCUCCCCCGCCUCACAUUCACACAAACACACACCCGGGUUAGGGAUGCCCCGCUUGUAGAGGCCCCCUGGGCGAGGGAGGGAGGGUUGGCGGAGGAGUCACGCUCUCUCAGCCCCGAGGCCAGGGCUCUGGACAGCUCUGGCCCAGAAAACUCUCUAGGCAGGGUUUGCAAAGGAGUUACUCUCUCUCCAAGCCGCCUCUGAACAACUCUGGCCUAGGGUUUGCUAAGGAGUCACGCUCUCUCAGAGGCAAGUCGCCUCUGAACACUUCUUGCCCAUCAAACUCCCAUAGUAAGGUUUGCAAAGAGGCCACGCUCUCUUAGCCCCGAGGGAAGCCCCUCUGAACACUUUUUGCCCCCAAAACUCUCCAGGGAGGGUUUGCAAAGGAGUCACGCUCUCUCAGAGGCAAGGCGCCUCUGAACACUUCUUGCCCAGAAAACUCCCAUGGAAUGGAAGGGGUUUCUCUGAAGUUGCCAGCCACAGCUGCUGGCGAAACGUCAGGAAGAAACUCUUCUAGAACAUGGCCACAUAGCCAGAACAAAAGCCACACGCCCCCCAUUCCCACGGUAGGGUUUGCAAAGGAGUCACGCUCUCUCAGCCUCGGGGCCAGCCGCCUGUGAACAAUCCUGGACAUUAAAAGUCUCUAGACAGGUUUUGCAAAGGAGCCACGCUCUCUCAGAGGCAUGCCGCUUCUGAAUAACUCUGGCCCAGAAAACUCUCCAAAUAGGGUUUCCAAAGGAGUCACACUCUCUCAGCCUCGGGGGAAAGAAGGCCAGGGCAAGCCUGAGCAACUCUUGCCAAGAAACCACCCCCUCCCCCGCCAUAGUAGGAUGGCCAUGAGUCGGGAAGGACUUGCGGCGCAGUGGUUUGAGGGUUGGACUAGGACCCUGAAGCCCAGGGUUCGGUUCAAGCUGAGCCAUGCAAACCCGGUGGGUGAGCCUGGGCAAGUCACACUCUCUCAGCCUCAGAGGAAAGCCAGAGCAAGCCACCUCUGAACAACUCUUGCUAAGAA
Messenger RNA from Sceloporus undulatus (fence lizard), 2195 nucleotides. RefSeq names its product neuronal differentiation 2 (gene NEUROD2). The transcript has 2 exons. Lineage: Eukaryota; Metazoa; Chordata; Lepidosauria; Squamata; Phrynosomatidae. The coding region runs from base 14 to 1132 and encodes 372 amino acids. Gene Ontology annotation, molecular function: protein dimerization activity. The record is from RefSeq and is a predicted model, not a curated record. Gene Ontology annotation, biological process: regulation of DNA-templated transcription; nervous system development.